AUGGAGGCUUCUAAGCUUCUUUUGGUGGUGCUUCUCGGUGUAGUACUUAUUUGCACCAGUACUCAUGCUAGGCAUCUUAUGAGUCAAAAUGAUGCAUUUAAUGAGGAGAAAGAAUUCUUCCACAGCUCCCCUAGUUAUGGUGGUGGGCUAGGUGGCGGAGCUGGUGGAGGGUUUGGUGGGGGUUCUGGCUUGGGUGGAGGUGGAGGUGGAGGGUUUGGUGGUGGUGGUGGCAGCGGCGGAAUAGGUGGUGGAUCUGGUUUUGGAGGUGGAGGUGGAGGUGGUUUUGGGUCUGGAGCUGGAGGGCUAGGAGGUGGAGGUGGUGGAGGAUUUGGCGGUGGCGGUGGUAGCGACUUAGUUGGUGUUGUACCUGGCGGUGGCUAUGGUGCAGGAGCUGGUGGUGGAAUUGGGGGAGGAUUGCCUUAA
Juglans regia (Persian walnut) is the source of this 423-nucleotide messenger RNA. RefSeq names its product glycine-rich protein 23-like. The record is from RefSeq and is a predicted model, not a curated record. The transcript has a single exon. The coding region runs from base 1 to 423 and encodes 140 amino acids. Lineage: Eukaryota; Viridiplantae; Streptophyta; Magnoliopsida; Fagales; Juglandaceae.